Camellia sinensis is the source of this 456-nucleotide messenger RNA. NCBI's taxonomy places the organism in Eukaryota, Viridiplantae, Streptophyta, Magnoliopsida, Ericales, Theaceae. The record is from RefSeq and is a predicted model, not a curated record.
AUGGGAACUUCUUCGGUGGAGUUUUGUUUCCCAUCUGCAGAACAAUUAGAUACGAAACAAGUGCGAUUGGUCUUCGAUUGGGUCGAGAGAAUGAGGCAUCUGGAGAUGGAAGAAGAGGUUGGAGAGGAGGAGACAGAAAUCGAUCGACGCAAAGAAAGAGAGAAGUUGGUGUGGGUUCGAUUGGUUGAUAUGAAGAGGGAAGCAUCUUCCCUGAAGAAAGAGAUUAAAUCUCUUGAAUCAAAGAUGAAAAAACUGGAGGAUCAGGCCGAGGCUGCUACCAAGGCCCAGCAGAUGGCCGAAGAGAAAGCGGAGUCUGCUGAGGCUAUCCGAAAAGUAGCUGAAGCUGAGAAGAAAGACGCCGAAGUAAAAAAGGCCCAGGCUGAGAAGGAGCUCCAGCAGGCUUUGGCCACCAAGGAGGCCGAAGUCAAAGAGGCUGAUGAAAAGGCCUAUGCCUAG